Molecule: messenger RNA, 5983 nt
Organism: Gadus morhua (Atlantic cod)
Lineage: Eukaryota; Metazoa; Chordata; Actinopteri; Gadiformes; Gadidae
Gene: tbc1d25
Product: TBC1 domain family, member 25
Exons: 7
Coding region: 305-3106 (933 amino acids)
Biological process (GO): regulation of autophagosome maturation; activation of GTPase activity
Cellular component (GO): autophagosome
Molecular function (GO): GTPase activator activity
Source: RefSeq, a predicted model, not a curated record
CCCAUCUAAGGAGAAGAUGAUAAAAAUCGCAGCUUGUGUUAAAACUCUUUAAUCAAUUUAUUUUAUACUUAAAUAUUGCUAUCUCAGUCAUUAAUAGGCGUUUCUGAUCGCCACCAGAAGGAGAAACAACCGGAGAGCUUUUAAUAUGAAAUCAACCCAACGACCGUAACAGGAUGCAGACAAGACCGACCCUCGUCCUGAAAAUAUGAUCUGCCGCAUCCUUUCGUGUUGUUGAUCACAAUGUCGCCUUAAUUACAAAAAACAUUCAACACAGCGACUGUAUUCAGAAGCGGGGACUCUGACAAUGGAGGGCGAGGAAGAACGAGGGGUGGUGCGGGUGAAAGUCAAGAAAUGUGACGGAGGGCUUCCGGCGGAGUUUCGCACGUUCGCGGUGGAUCCUCAAAUUACAUCGCUGGAAGUGCUCCAGCACAUCCUCAUCCGAGCCUUCGACCUCAACGGGAAGCAGAACUUUGGGAUGAGUUACGUAUCUCGGGAUCGGAGCGGGGCUGAGAUGCAUCAGUGUCUGCUUUCCGACGGGGAUUUAGACGCUGCCUUCGCCAGCGCAGCCAAACCCUACUUAGAGCUCAAGAUCGACCUCAAGCCUUCAGAGGACAGUCCUGUGAUGGAGGAGUGGGACAUCAUCAGCCCUAAAGACGUGAUUGGCUCAGAGCAGCUGAUGGGGGACAGGGCGCGGGCCCUGGCCACCACCGCCCUCCCCUUCACCCAGUCCCUUCUGGCCCAGGUGGUGGACGAGGUCCCGCACCCCGUCGGACACCUCUUCUACCAGCCGCUGUCGGCCGCGCUGACCCAGAUGGGCAGGACCCUCUCCCGGGUGUUGCGUGUCCCUUACGUUGUGCGUUGUGUGUCUCAGAUGGGCAGGACCCUCUCCCGGGUGCAGCAGGCGCUGAGCUGGUCGUACGGCGAGGAGGUGAAGCCCUUCAAGCCGCCGCUGAGCGACGGCGAGUUCCACUGCUACCUCAACGGCCAGGGUCAGCUGACGCGCCCCGAAGACCUGCGGCUCCGCAUCUACCACGGCGGCCUGGAGCCGUCGCUACGCAAGGUGGUGUGGCGGUACCUCCUCAACGUGUACCCCGACGGACUCAGCGGCCAGGAGCGGAUGGACUACAUGAAGCGUAAGACGCGGGAGUACGAGCAGCUGAAGGCGCAGUGGGGCGCGCGCCGGCGCUCUGAGGAGCUGGACUUCGUGCGCGGCAGCGUGCUGAAGGACGUGCUGCGCACGGACCGCACCCACCCCUACUACGCCGGCUCGGAGGACAGCCCCCACCUCACCGCGCUCACCGACCUGCUCACCACCUUCGCCAUCACGCACCCGCAGAUCUCGUACUGCCAGGGCAUGAGCGACAUCGCCUCGCCCAUCCUGGCCGUCAUGGACAACGAGGCGCACGCCUUCAUCUGCUUCUGCGGCAUCAUGAAGCGGCUGGAGGGGAACUUCCGGCCCGACGGCCAGCUCAUGUCCGUCAAGUUCCAGCACCUGAAGCUGCUGCUGCAGUACUCGGACCCCGAGUUCUACGCCUACCUGGUGUCGCGCGGCGCCGACGACCUCUUCUUCUGCUACCGCUGGCUGCUGCUGGAGCUGAAGCGGGAGUUCGCCUUCGACGACGCCCUCCGCAUGCUGGAGGUCACCUGGAGCUCGCUGCCCCCCGACCCCCCCGAGACGGAGGCGGAGCUGGUCGGCCCGCCGCUGGAGCCGGAGGAGGCGGGCGAGGCGUGCGGCGAGGCGUGCGGCGAGGCGGGCGGCGAGGCGUGCGGCGAGGCGUGCGGCGAGGCGGGCGGCGAGGCGGGCGGCGAGGCGGGCGUGUCUCCCUCCUCCCCCUCCGGCCCCCGUCUCGGGGAGACGAUGGGGCAGCGGCGGCGACACAUGCUCCGCCCCUCCAGGGAGGAGCCGGAGGGCGGGAGGAUGGAGUUUGAGGGAGAGCGACCCGGCGUGUGCGCGGGCGAGGUACAGGGCGGGGAGGGGGCGGGUGCGGGGGCGGGGGGGGGCGGGGCUUUGGAGGGGACCCCGUCCGCCCCUCCUCUUGAGAAGCAGCUGAGCUUCGGGGAGUUUAAGUAUUACUGCGCUCGCAAACGGGACAGCUUCGACAUGGAAGGCACCUCCAUGAUGGGGGACCGGCCCCUCGACCCCCUGACCUCUGACCCCGCGCCGGGCGCCCCCAGCCGCCAGUCCACCCUGGACAGUGAGGACGACCCGGGGGAGAGGUCUCCGCUCAUACAGAGCCUCGACCCCGACGCCAAGACGUCCAACAAGCGGACGGUGUCCUCCCACCGGCCGGCCCCCGGCGGCCCGUCUGGCAGGGAGCCCGGCGGCGGCCCGCCCGCGUCCGGGUCCCCGGACUCCCCCCCGCCCAAGUACACCUGCUCGGCUGACAGCGGAGGCUCCUCACAGAGAACUCUAGUCUCCCCCGCCGGCGCCCCCCCCCCGCCCGCCGCCGCCAUGCAGGCCUCCGCGUCGUCGCCGCCGCCCGGCCGCUCGCUGCUCUCGUCGCCCAUCCUGUCCUUCGCCCGGGGCCCCUCUUCACCGGGCGGCCGGCCCUUCUCCGGCACCCUGCCGCUGGCCGGCAGCCAGUCGCCCCCGUCCUGCAGGGGCCCGGCCCCCAGGCCCUGCUCGCUGCCCCCGCCCCAGGAGUUCGGUAAGGGCAACCCCUUCAUGCUGUUCCUGUGCCUGUCCAUCCUGCUGGAGCACCGCGACCACAUCGUGAAGAACAGCCUGGACUACAACGAGCUGGCCAUGCACUUUGACCGGCUGGUCCGGCGCCACCACCUGGGCCGCGUGCUGCAGCGCGCCAAGGCCCUGUUCGCCGACUACCUGCAGAGCGAGGUGUGGGACUCGGAGGAGGGCGACGAGGCCAGCUCGGACUCCCCCGUCACGGCCCACCCACUCCGCUCCCCCUCCCCCUCCAGGCCCGUCAGCACCCCCCUGGCCACCCCCCCCGCCUCGUCCCCCAACUCCACCUACAACCUCUCCACCACCAUCCCCUCCCCCCCCGCGGCCCCUUCCCCCAAAGGGGCCCCCUUCCCCCCCGCGGCUCCCUCCCCCACCGGGGCCCCCUCCCCCACCGGGGCCGCCUCCCCCCUGCCCUCGUCCUGAUCGUGCGGGGCCGGGACAUUGGCAUGGGAUGCCUGGGAUGGACCGCUUCAGACCGCCUCAGACCGCCUCAGACCGCUUCAGACCGCUUCAGAACGCUUCAGACCGUCUCAGACUGCUUCAGACCGCCUCAGACUGCUUCAGAUCCCUCCGACUACGUCAGACCGUCUCAGACUGCUUCAGACCGCUUCAGACCGCCUCAGACCGCUUCAGACCGCUUCAGACCGCAUCAGACCGCUUCAGACCGCCUCAGACUGCUUCUGAUCCCUCAGACUGCUUCAGAUCCCUCAGACUGCUUCAGACCGCCUCAGACUGCUUCAGACCGCCUCAGACUGCUUCAGACCGCCUCAGACUGCUUCAGACCGCCUCAGACUGCUUCAGACUGCUUCAGACUGCUUCAGACUGCUUCAGACCGCCUCAGACUGCUUCAGACGGCUUCAGACCGCCUCAGACUGGUCGGACGGAUCAUCCUCUUUUCUACGGCUGGCCCUACUUCAUCGGGCAGUUACUAGAUCACUUUGUUCAGUACAGACACUAGAGCUGAUUUUAUAUGUGUUUAAGACACUACUCAUUACAUAUUCAUGUAGUCACGAUUAAUCCUUAGCAUUUAAAAAGUUGCUCAAUUUAUUCUUUUUUUUCGCCGGAGAGAACUUAAGCGAGCUUUGAUUGAAAUGAUGAUUUAACGAACGCAAGCAGAAAUUCAGAGGUGAGCCCUGUCACAGUGUGUGUGCGCGUGCGUGUGCGUGUGUGUAUAAGAGGGUACAUGGAGGAUGUGCCCUGCCUGGGAGGACCUGAUCAGACUAAUUGGCAGAUCAUUUUUGUGAAGGCCUUUCAUGCCGGUCUCUGCUGACGACCGGCAAAUAGUUAUGUCAAUUCUGCACUUUCCUCUUUGUUUACAAGUUAUGUUUUCCGAAAAGUGUCUUUACCAAAUAACUUUAGUUAUGCGAUGGGACAUAGGCUAGUAAGGUAAGGUACAGGUUAGGUGAACCCUAUUGGAUCUGCAACUGAACAAAGUGUCGGCCUAGUUCAUUUCAGGGACCUAGUUGUCAGCCUCAGUCAUUAUUUCUCUUCUAUUUUCUGAAACUGUGGCCGGUGAGAUCAGUGUUAAAUCUGACUGUUGAUCAAUCUGUUGAUCCAUCCUCCACGGCGAUAUAUCACAGUACCGAAAGUCCCCAUUUGGUCAACUGAACAGAGGAGCUUUUUAUUUUAAAGGGUUUCAGUUAUUGUUUUAUUAUGUUACGCCGUUCAUUUCACUUGACAUGGACAUGAGUCACAAUGACCGUCAUCAGAAAGUGUGGGCUGGGCAGUUUUUUCUUCAGUUUUAACUAUUUUUAAAUAUCUAGAUAUAUAGAUUACGUGACUUCACCUGAUCAAUGUGAAGGUGAAGGCUGGGGUGAAAUCCUGGAAAAGCCAAGAGUAAGGAGGGCUUUCCUCCUUGCUUUGGUUUUAUCUAGUAUUCAACAACACAAACCAAACCAUGCGGCCACACCCAACUCUGCUCGUGUUUAUUGCUGUCAACAGCAGUCCUUCGUGUUCUGCUGGAUUUGUACUGUAUAUUUAGGCAAUUUGAAUUGGUCCUCUUGUUUUGGGAAUGUGCUUGUGAUUGAAAAUAACGAGCUAGCUUUGUGGUUCUGAAGAACGCUGAUUGGAUUAUGGUCUUCUCCAAGAGCUUUAGAACUUCCUUUAUCACUCACAGCCAACUGAACAGACGAUCUUAGGUGCAAAAAGACAUUGUCUAGUAGUUUUUGAAGGUCCAUUGUGGGGAACGGAUUACCUGAGCAAAGAACUAAAACUAUAAGAUAAAUCUGCUGGUUUUGUGUUUCUUCUGUUUCCAGCAGUCUUGGAGAGAUGGGUCGAACAACUUGCCUUUCCUAAUAUUUGCUUUAAUUCACCAUGUUUACGCUUUAUUCCUGGAGACGGAAGAGGGGUUUGUUUGCGUUAUCCAAACUCCCUUCGACUUCGUCAAUGUCUGUGUUAUUUUCCGAGAAAUGUUGCUUGUUUUUUUUUUUCAACCAAAGAAAACUGAAAGCAUCCACUCAACAAAGCGAACAAAGGAGUAAUCCUUAUGACCGCUUCACGCCCGCCGCGCAAAUGCGUAAUUUCCAACUUCCCUAAACCCUCAGCCUUUUGAUGGUUUUCUUAUACUGUAUGUGUGGCCUUAUUAUUUAUUUGUGUUAUUCCUGCUGCUACCGAGCGCCCAUGCAGGGUUAGGGUUAGGGUUAGGGUUAACCCUGAUGAUCAAACAGCCGAGGCAGGCUUCUCUUGGUAAAUGAAGAAGUGAAGAGGUUUUUUACAUGCUUUCCAGAAUCAUCAUGCUGUCAUGUUUGUUUGACCUAAAUGCUGAGGAGACAGCUCCCCACAAGCCCCCCCCCCCCCCCAUUUUUAUUAUUUUUUUAUUUAGUAAAAUAGCUUUUAUUACAGACUCAUUUACAACUAUUGGUAACAAUUGACUAUUCCAAUUAGUUUCCUUGUGUUGUUCAGUAUAACAUUUUGUAAUAGGGCAUAUUUAAAUAUUUAUAGCCAAUUGAUGAAUCUUGUUGGAUUGAUAUAAUGUGUGCAUUUCUACAAAAUCGGACUUUAUUAUCUCAUUAAAUUAUAAAUGUGCACAAAGGUGAACUUUUUAUUCAUACAUAUUAUGUACCCAUGAUUGUAUAUUGUCCAAAAAUAAAUACCUAUUUAAUGCAAACGGCUUGCCAAAGCAAGAGCUGUUGGUUUUCUAUAAAAUGAAUAAUUGUACUGACAUUUCAUCUGAAAUCAUAGGGAACUGGAAACUGCUGAUUAAAUCUUGGGAGUUUGGGUAAAUGAUGCCUUUAAUUACAACCCUGGCAUGUAUAAAUAUGGUAUUAUGAUGGCAAUAAAGAGUUUUCUUUAAAGACUUAA